AUGCAUAAAGUAGUGUGUGUACUCCUUUUCACCAGUAGGGAGCCUGGUCACACAAAAGAUGAGGAUGAGGCAGUCGACUCCAAAACGCUUCAAGAAGACACUAAGCAAAUACCCAUAAUUCCCGGCCUUUCUAGUGGUUUGGGCACAAUGAUCUACGCAGGCAGUAUCGGGACCCAAAUCGCCAAAGAGCUCAUCGACACCUACAGCAGGAUGAACUCUUCUCCAUCAAGCGGAGCUUCCAGUCCGUUUGCCUCGGCCCAGGAGAAAUGUCCACUGGUUUCGCCUCAAACCAGCAGGAGUGCAUCCAGCAGAGAGGACACAGCAGGCAGUUCUUCCCUGUCCCAGUCUGACUCAAGGACGGCAGUGGGCAAGGGCAGUCCAACGUCUGAAAGCACAGGUGAAUCGUCCCAGCUAGACUUGGACAACAUGGUGGUGCCAGGCCUGAGCAGCUUUAGCAACGACGAGGCAGCCUUGACGGUGAUCCUGAGCCUGCUGGAGAUGGAUAUAAACAUGGGUCAGUCGGGUCAGUUUGAGGACUUGCACUGGCCUUUCUAGCGGGCACGCUGACCGUCUGCCCCUCUACGUGCUCUUAUGCCGUUUUCUUGCCAUUUGCCAUGAACGUUACAUUUUGCCACCAACUAAUCUGAUGUCGCACAACUGACCCCACUGGUGUCAAGAGAGGCUUGCUGCAGACACAAGAGGGCAGACCUCAACCAUGUGUGGAUGAUGCUAGUGCAAACUUGUUACAGAAAAGAUAAGUACACACAUGUUGAAAUGGUAACUAAGGGGAGCUGUUUUAUUCUCAGUUUGGGUCAAUGAAGAUAAUUUGUUGAGUUAUUUUAUUUCAGAUAAAUCAAGGCUUGAAUAAAUCCUCAACUGAAUAAAUGUUAAGAUCACAAAAUAGAGUAACAAGUCAAGUCAACUACCACAAAUUGUUAACAUAGGUUAAUAAUGGCAGUAAGUGAUACUCUUUUUGAAGGCACAAGUAAACAACCAGUUUCGCAUACUACAACACUGAAAGCUCCAGUAAUGAAAGAACUGGGAAAAUACCAUAUUCCUAAAUGUAAAUUUAUACUUUUAAAAUCGUGUAUUGUCAUUACAAAGUGAAACUCUAUGGAAACUUUUUUAAAAAAUAACUAAUGUUUCAGAAGCAAUUGCAUCUGCUGUGAUUGUCACACGUCCUGUAUGGGUUAGGUCCACCUUCUUGUGUCUAGAGUACGGACCUCAUCACUAGACUUUUACAAUAAGCUGCAACAUAAAUUAACCAGUAAUACACAGUUGGAUUUUACCAGCUAGCUACAGCUAAAAAUAGUUUGUGCUAAGCAGGCGCCCUUGAAGUCAGAGUCGAGGGUGCUGUGAAAAAGUAUAUUUAAUUAUGAUGUAUAAAAAAAAUCUAAUGAGGAGCAGUAGUGCAACAUAAGUGGUUUUAGUAUUAAUUUAAAGGUAGGGUUGGUGACUUCUUUCUGAAAAUCUUUGCAUGGUAUUUGGUAAAAUCCUCUUCAUGUCUUCAUGAGCAGAAAGUGUUUUCUGCUCUAUAGCCUUUCCAGGAUGACCAACCCUGGCUUUAAGUGACCAACAGCAUGUUAGAUAGAUAGAUAGAUAGCUACAAUGUACUUUUACAUCAGUUUCAGAACCGGUUUUAUCAAACCUAAACACAUAUGUGCCGUGUGUCGAACACAGACAAUACACCAAAUGUUCUCAAAACCAAGUAUUAUGUAAAUGCAUCUAUGCUACACUAAAAAUUAUUUGCUUAAUGAAUUAUUUUGCCUUGCAGUUGCAUCCCCUCACAGUAGGAGGCAGUGCAACCCCUUUUAGCUCCCUAAUUCCCAAAGACCAUCAAAACCAACCUAGGGAACCUGGUUCAGGGAGUUGCUUUGUGAUGGGACUGUUUCUGUUUUGUAAUAGAAUACAUACUUGAAUAUUAACUUGGUUUACAAUUUUGGCUCCACAAGGGCCAAUCUUUAGCAAAACAAGAAACCUUCCCAUUUUUUCAACAGAGGAAUGUGAGAAGCGUCUGCUCCGGGAAAGAUAUGUCUGUCAAAAGUUUAAAAUAUGAGUAUCCACUGAGUAAACUAAGCGGUGAGUGGUCUUUGAAAUAAGGAUUUCUCUAUAUGUGUUGAAAUAUCGAAUGUGCACUAAAGGACUGAGCCCAAAGAUUCCUAUGCUGUGCUCGCGUAACACACACUUGCUGUACUCUUGACGGUUCUAUGGAGGACAUCUACUGUAUCCUGAAUUCGUGGGGAAGGGGGCGCAUCGUGCAUGUGAGAAUGUUUUCCAGUGUUAACAAUGGACAAGCCAGUAUUUUAAAAGACAGACUUUAGUGUCAUGUCCUCGCUCCUUCCCCAACCUGUUGCUCUAAAAAGUAUUUGCCUUUGACUACAGAGAAAAAGAAAGCCAUUGUAUAUAUGUUGCUGUGUGUCUAGUGUUGAAUAUCCCAUUGCCACGCACGCUUUUUCUAUUCUGGGUCUAAUUGGUGGAGAAGCAGAGCUGAGAAAUCAGUUUUCACACCAGCACUACAGCCACAAGACAGGUUUAUGGUCUGAUUGAAGGGUACAGCCUCAGACGUGAAUGAUUAUACUACAGAGCUAUUUAUAUCCUUAUGACCUUAUUUCAAAAUCAGUUGGGUAACAGCGCCGGUGAACUGGGUCUGACAAGCGGAGGAAAGGGCCUUAGCAAAAAAUAAGUACUUUAUAUUUGACCCAGAACGUGACCCCUGGACUGUUCGCUACACUGACAUCAACAGUGUCAGUGUGUGAUGGUGGAUUCUAAGCCUGGUGACUGGACUUCAUAUGUAAACCCUGGUUUUAUCACUGGUUCCUCUAGUCUUUAAAGCAUUAUGUGAUUGUGUUGCCUUCAGCACGCAUGGUACUGGACAAUAUUUGGAGUUUGCCACCGGUGCCAUGCGAAAUGGAGACUAAUGCAUUGUGAAGCUGCCCUGCUUGGAGACAAAAUGUCUCAUAUGGGUAUGUGCAAACUGUUGUUGAUGUAUCUGCUGUAACAUGGAAUGGAGGUUGGAGGUUUUGAAAG
Messenger RNA from Platichthys flesus (European flounder), 3027 nucleotides. Its product is annotated as basic helix-loop-helix ARNT-like protein 1. NCBI's taxonomy places the organism in Eukaryota, Metazoa, Chordata, Actinopteri, Pleuronectiformes, Pleuronectidae. The record is from RefSeq and is a predicted model, not a curated record. The transcript has 5 exons. The coding region runs from base 1 to 555 and encodes 184 amino acids.